This is a messenger RNA of Vigna angularis (adzuki bean), 2382 nucleotides long. RefSeq names its product CBL-interacting serine/threonine-protein kinase 2. The coding region runs from base 280 to 2130 and encodes 616 amino acids. The transcript has 6 exons. The record is from RefSeq and is a predicted model, not a curated record. Gene Ontology annotation, molecular function: protein kinase activity; ATP binding. Gene Ontology annotation, biological process: protein phosphorylation. Lineage: Eukaryota; Viridiplantae; Streptophyta; Magnoliopsida; Fabales; Fabaceae.
CUGUAAACCUAACAAUCUUCUCUGCUUACUAAGCCGUUGGUGUUUCUCAGUGUUCACGUUGUCGCUAAAAGAUAUUUCUUUCUUCUUCUGAUUGGAGCUGUGUUUAGGAGACUGCCUCAGUUCUUUGCAAGUAGAGCUUUUGAGGGGUUGACUCUGGCUUUAGUUGCCGCAAGAUUGAAUCUUUGAGGUUCGGCGAAGGGAAAUUAUCCAAAUGAAUACUAUGCUGUAUUAUUUUGAGUAAUGACUCGGUUUGAUUCCUGACAAUUUUAGGAUUAAAGAAUGGCGCAAGAUAUUGGUACUCCACCAGUUCCUUUUGAUUUUGAACUCUUGGUUGGUGAUCCUGAGAACCUUAGAACUGUCAAAGCCUCAUCCAGCAGCACGGACCCAUGGAUUGAACCUGAAAGGUUAAAACUUAGACACAGGAUUGGUCGGGGACCCUUUGGCGAUGUUUGGUUAGCAACUCAUCAUCAGUCAACUGAAGAUUAUGAUGAGUAUCAUGAAGUUGCUGCAAAGAUGCUACCCCCUAUCAGAGAGGAACAUAUGAAGACUGCAUUAGAGAAAUUUUUUGAGUUAUAUUUUCAGUGCCAAGGAGCGGCUAGGGUGUUUUGGCUACUUGGGAUUUCAAUUUUAAAUGGAAGGAUAUGCAUCAUUAUGAAUUUUUAUGAGGGAUCGGUUGGUGAUAAGAUGGCUAGACUCAGAGAGGGAAGGAUUUCAUUGCCUGAUGUUCUUAGGUAUGGUAUCGAUCUGGCUCAAGGUAUUCUUGAACUUCACUCAAAAGGGAUCCUAGUUCUCAACCUUAAACCAUCCAACGUGCUUCUCAAAGAUACUGAUCAAGCAAUACUGGGAGAUGUUGGUAUUCCAAAUAUUCUCUUUGGUUCCUCAUUCCUAAGCUCAGAUACUGCCAAUAGGCUUGGUACUCCAAAUUACAUGGCUCCAGAACAAUGGCAACCAGAAGUCAGAGGCCCUGUAUCCUUUGAAACAGAUUCAUGGGGGUUUGGGUGUACUAUUGUGGAAAUGUUGGUUGGUAACCAACCUUGGUAUGGGUGUCCUGUUGGUGAAGUAUAUCGAUCAGUUGUUGAAAAGUAUGAAAAACCCCAGAUUCCUGGUGGCCUUCCUUCUUCAGUUGAAAAUGUCCUCAGUGGCUGCUUUGAAUAUGACUUGAGGAAUCGCCCUUCAAUGGUAGAUAUUCUGUCUGUCUUUAGAAGCGCACGGAAUGCAAUGGUCAACGAUGGAGGAUGGAGAUAUCUUGGAAUUCACAAAACAUUAGAAAAAUCAAGUAGCACGGGCUACACACAGUGGUCCCUCUCAAAGGAUCAUCUUCAGGUGGGCGAUACCGUGCGCUCUAGAAAGCCUUCCAAUUCAUGCAAUCCACAGAACAUGGAGGUCCCAGAAGGAAAUGUUGUCGGCAAUGCAGAUCAUGGAUUUGUUUUAGUGAGGCUCCAUGGAGUUCAUGACCCUGUAAGGAUUCAUGCGUCAACUCUUGAACGUGUCACCAAUGGUUUAGGAGCCGGGGAUUGGGUGCGCAUUAAGGAAGAAGAUGAUAAACACUCGCCAGUGGGUAUUCUUCAUUCUAUCAAUCGUGAGGGCAGAGUGACUGUUGGAUUUAUAGGCCUACGAACUCUUUGGAAAGGAAACUGUUCAGAACUUGAAAUGGCAGAGUCUUACUGUGUGGGGCAAUUUAUCAGGCUGAAACCCAAUGUUCUAAGUCCCCGGUUUGAAUGGUUGCGUAGAAGGGGAGGUACCUGGGCUACUGCUAAGAUUUCUUGGAUCCUACCAAAUGGAUGUCUGGUUGUCAAGUUCCCAGGCAUGUUGAACAUCUGGAAUGCACCAAACACUUAUUUGGCUGAUCCCUCUGAGGUUGAUGUGGUUAGUUUUAAGAAUUGUCCAAAUAUGAUAGAAAAGUAUCAACAUGUUGAGGAUCACCACUGGGCAAUUAGACCUGUUCUAAUUGCAUUUGGCCUUCUUAGCACUGUUAAACUAGGGAUGUCAAUUGGAAAAAAAAUUGGCAGGAACAUGAAUGUGAAUGCAAUGGAGAAUGAAAAUCAUUAUACUGAUAGCCAGAAUGCUAGCAGCCCUACAUCUACAUGGAAAUCUUCAGUAGCUAACAUCCUUUUCAGAGAAGGUAGUUAACAUGUCCACUGGGCGGUAGUUUUACCCCUUCAAUCUCAAUAUUAUUUCAUCAGCUGUUCUGCCAUGUUGCUGUUUGACAAACAUGUCACAUGAGAAUUGUAAUUAUGUAUAGAUGCCAACACUGAAUGUAAAAAUUGUACAAAUGCCUUACAAACAAAAAUAGCCAGCUAUGUUCAUACUUAGUUUCCACAAUGCUGACCAUAAUGAACACUGGAAAAUUCAUGAUAUACUUGUCCCUGAAGCAUUGUUUGA